Messenger RNA from Empidonax traillii (willow flycatcher), 779 nucleotides. RefSeq names its product succinate dehydrogenase [ubiquinone] iron-sulfur subunit, mitochondrial-like. The coding region runs from base 16 to 642 and encodes 208 amino acids. Gene Ontology annotation, biological process: respiratory electron transport chain; tricarboxylic acid cycle; aerobic respiration. Lineage: Eukaryota; Metazoa; Chordata; Aves; Passeriformes; Tyrannidae. The transcript has 5 exons. Gene Ontology annotation, molecular function: iron-sulfur cluster binding; electron transfer activity. Gene Ontology annotation, cellular component: mitochondrial membrane. The record is from RefSeq and is a predicted model, not a curated record.
GGACAGCCCAGGGCCAUGUUUGGGGCCAAGAGGAUCUUCUUCUUAAAGGGUAAAUUUAACCCUUUGCUGCUUCUCUCCCACUCAGGCAUCUGUGGCUCCUGUGCCAUGAACAUUGGAGGGGGGAACACGCUGGCCUGCAUCAAAAAAAUCGACUCUGAUCUCAGCAAGGUCACCAAAAUCUACCCUCUGCCCCACAUGUACGUGGUGAAGGACCUUGUCCCGGACCUGAGCAACUUCUACGCCCAGUACAAAUCCAUCGAGCCGUACCUGAAGAAGAAGGACAAGUCCAAGGAGGGCAAGCAGCAGUACCUGCAGUCCAUAGAAGACCGUCAGAAACUGGACGGGCUCUACGAGUGCAUCCUGUGUGCCUGCUGCAGCACCAGCUGUCCCAGCUACUGGUGGAACGGGGACAAGUACCUGGGCCCUGCUGUCCUCAUGCAGGCCUAUCGCUGGAUGAUCGACUCCAGGGACGACUACACAGAGGAGCGCCUGGCACAGCUGCAGGACCCCUUCUCCCUCUACCGCUGUCACACCAUCAUGAACUGCACCAGGACCUGUCCCAAGGGUUUGAACCCUGGCAAGGCCAUCGCUGAGAUCAAGAAGAUGAUGGCAACCUACAAGCAGAAGGCGACGGCUGCGUAACCUCCGUGGAUCCCCCGUGGGACCCCCCUGGAACCCCACAGGGGCUCCACCCGGACACAACUUACACCUGGAGGAGCUUCCAGCAGGGAGUUGUUCUUCCCAGAGGUUUGCACUUCCAAUAAAGACUGGAAAGAACA